This is a messenger RNA of Papaver somniferum (opium poppy), 482 nucleotides long. Its product is annotated as histone H4. Gene Ontology annotation, biological process: nucleosome assembly. NCBI's taxonomy places the organism in Eukaryota, Viridiplantae, Streptophyta, Magnoliopsida, Ranunculales, Papaveraceae. The record is from RefSeq and is a predicted model, not a curated record. The coding region runs from base 63 to 374 and encodes 103 amino acids. The transcript has a single exon. Gene Ontology annotation, molecular function: structural constituent of chromatin; protein heterodimerization activity; DNA binding. Gene Ontology annotation, cellular component: nucleosome.
ACACAAUCAAAAUCAGAUUCCAAACAGAGAAAGAGAGAAAUUUUCUGUGGAGAGAAAUUAAAAUGUCAGGAAGAGGGAAAGGAGGAAAAGGAUUAGGAAAGGGAGGAGCAAAGAGACACAGGAAGGUAUUGAGAGAUAACAUUCAAGGUAUUACUAAACCAGCAAUAAGAAGAUUAGCAAGAAGAGGUGGUGUUAAACGUAUCAGUGGAUUGAUUUAUGAAGAGACUCGUGGUGUUCUUAAGAUCUUCUUAGAGAAUGUCAUUCGUGAUGCUGUUACUUACACUGAACAUGCCCGAAGAAAGACUGUCACUGCUAUGGAUGUUGUCUAUGCUUUGAAAAGACAAGGAAGAACCCUCUACGGAUUUGGCGGUUAGGGUUUUGUUAAAUAAUGUUGAAUGAGGCUUUGAAUUGUUUUUUUUUUUUGUUUGUUUGUUGGGUUUCAAAUGUAUUCGGAGAUUAAUUUAAUCCAAUCUUUUCUCUCA